UAUUUAUGUAAACCCUCUAAUUAUAAACACCUGUCAUUUUGAACAAUGCCAAACCUUUCUAAACCUGGUGAUAUAAUAUCUGCGGAUAUCUGCAAACGUAGUAUUGGAGGAUUAGGAUUUCUAGUCCGAGAAAGAAGACGAAAACCAGUUGUCAUCGUUUCGGAUAUAAUCGAAGGUGGUGCUGCUCACGACACCGGACUUCUUGAAGUUGGCGAUGUCGUUUUGAAGGUAAAUUCCGUGGAUCUAACGAACGUUUCAUAUCAAGAAGCAUUGUAUGCUCUCAGAGCGGUAAAACCUGGCGAGACAGCUACUUUGCUUCUUCGAGUUCGAGAUGGCUUUACGAGUAGACUGGAAACCACUUUCAACCACCAGGGGCAGGCGAGGACUGUACGAAUCACUGAGUCCAGCGUUCCCGUGGUCAAUUCUGAAGGCAAAUCGAGUAAACUUACUAAUGGAGGUCCGAAUUUAGAUAAUCGAAUAGUCAGGUCUACACCAAACGGACAAAAUACGAGAAGACGUGAAAGUGUGAAAAAAAUAGAAUCAAAAACAAACUCUUUAUCUGAAUUAACCUGUGGUGUUUGUCUAUCUUCAAACAACCCUACGAUACCACAACCACCUCGAGUUUCUGCUCCAAAUGACCGAAGACAAGACGUAUCUCACACAGUAACAAAAGUUGUGAACGACGAACCGAAAUCCGGAAGUUCUAAAAUGGCCGAAACAAAGAAUAUUCCCAAUGGUCAUUCUAUAACAAACGGAGGAAAUGCGAAAUGGAACGACCUAAAUGGCAAUGCAAUAGCAAAAGAUGACGUUGUUGAUGCCACCAUAGUAGCUCGCAGACCGACCGAAAAAACACCGUUGGUGAAUGGAAUCGAAAAACCCAAGUCGGCAGAAUCCCAUACUCCCACUUCUGUCAAACCGAUUCAUAAGAGCUCAUCGACCGAGUCGAAUCACCAGCCUUCGUACCAUACAUUGAGAAACUGGGAAACAGGAACCAGAACAAAUGAUACCUUAUACACCAAGUGUAUGAAAGCGCAAUCGGUUGCCACUGGUUGCACCAGAAACAAAUGCUUAGGAAGCGUCAUGAAUCCUGAUCACAUGUCAAUUGAUCCACGUAAAAACGUCAGGUCGAAAGAAGAAAAAUUAGAAAUGGCUGUCGAUUUUAUAAAACAGUAUUACGGAUCCAUGAAAAGAAAAAAUCCAGAAAUGGAAAAGAAACGUUUGGCAGAAGUUGUCGAAUCAAUUGAAAAAACUGGAAGUUAUCAACUUACCGAAUACGAAUUGAUAUUCGGAGCAAAGACUGCCUGGAGAAACGCACCCAGGUGCAUUGGAAGAAUACAAUGGAACAAAUUACAAGUUUUUGAUUACCGUCAUGUUGAUAACACCGCACAAAUGUUCGAUGCAAUUUGCAACCAUCUUAAAUAUGCUACAAACAAAGGAAACAUCAGGUCUUGCAUCACCUUUUUUCCUCAAAGAACGGAUUACAAGAAAGAUUUCCGAGUCUGGAGUUCUCAGUAUAUAAGAUAUGCAGGAUACGGGCAACCUGACGGAAGCAUAAUUGGUGAUCCUGCAAAUGUGGAAUUUACGGAGGUUUGUAUCAAGCUUGGUUGGAAGCCAAAAUUUGGUAGAUUUGAUAUCUUACCUUUGGUACUGCAAGCUAAUGGAGAAGAUCCUGAUAUAUACGAAAUUCCACCGGACUUGGCUCUUGAAGUAAAAUUGCGUCAUCCCAGGUUCAAAUGGUUUGAAGAACUUGGAUACAAAUGGUGUGCAGUUCCUGCUGUCUCAAAUGUUUUGCUGGACAUUGGUGGUCUUGAAUUUCCUGCUGCACCGUUUAACGGUUGGUUUAUGGGAACAGAAAUAGCGAGAGAUCUUUGUGAUGUGGCUCGGUACAACGUACUGCAGGAUGUAGCAGAAAAGAUGAAUUUAGAUACAAGGAACACGUCAUCGUUGUGGAAGGAUAUUGCAUUGGUGGAAUUCAACGUUGCCGUUUUACAUAGUUACCAGAGUGACAGAGUUACGAUAAUGGAUCAUCAUUCUGCGACACAGUCGUUCAUGAAGCAUUACGCCAAUGAAUUGAAGCUACGUGGCGGUUGCCCUGGUGAUUGGGUCUGGUUAACCCCGCCCAUUUCUGGAAGCAUUACUCCCAUAUUCCACCAGGAAGUUUUGAACUAUAUUCUUCAUCCGUCUUGUAAAUAUCAGCCUGAUCCAUGGAAAUAUCAUGUGUGGAAGGGAAAAGUCAACAAAGUAAAGAAAGCCAUCAGAUUCAAAGAGCUUGCAAAGUCCGUGCUAAUUAUGUCAUCCAUGAUGGGAAAGGCAAUGGCGAAUCGUGUGAAAGCAACAAUUUUGUAUGCUUCUGAAACAGGAAAAUCAUUGGAAUAUGCGAAGACUUUGUGUGACAUUUUCAACCAUGCUUUUGCUGCAAAGGUUGUCUGCAUGGACGAUUAUGAUAUUGUACACUUGGAACAUGAAACUCUUUUGUUGGUUGUCACAAGUACUUUUGGAAACGGGGAUCCCCCUGAAAAUGGAGUAAAUCUAGGCCAGACACUAGUGGAGCUAUCAAAACCAGAAGAAAGCCAGAAACCACGAAUGCAACGACUUCUCAAACGCUCUUCCACCGCUCCAGACAAUUUGGGAACUGACAAAACGAGAUUCACCAGUAUUCACAAUGUAACACCUUCUGUAAGACGUCGAUCAUCAGUUGCAAUGGAACCGAUUGAUCUCCCCGAUAUUGGUGAAGCUACCGGUCUUCUUGCUAAUUUACGAUUUGCAGUAUUUGGUCUUGGAUCGAGAGCUUACCCACAUUUUUGUGCAUUUGCUCACGCUAUCGACACUUUACUCGGAGAACUGAGUGGAGAUAGAUUGCUUGAAAUUGGAGAAGGCGACGAAUUAUGCGGACAAGAAGAGAGUUUCAGAAAUUGGGCUAAGAAAGUUUUUCAAAUUGCUUGUGAAACAUUCUGCGUUGGUGAAGAUGUCUCUGUGGAAGCUGCAAGUGCGUCAUUAGCUGGUCAAGACAGGAGUUGGAGUCCAAAUAAAUUCCGGAUAGCUGUUGAUCCGGAAGAUGUUGAGGAACCAGCGUUGUUGGAAGGGCUCUCCAACUUUCAUAAGAAAAAGGUUUCCGGCUGUAAAUUGAAGAAGCGAACAAACUUGCAAUCUGGAGAACAGGAUCGCGGCACCAUCCUUGUUGAAUUCGAUUCUUCAAGUUCUUCUGAAAUCAAAUAUCUACCAGGCGAUCACAUCGGAAUAUACCCCUGUAACCAAACUGAAAUUGUUGACCGGAUUCUAGAGAGACUUCACGAUAAAGUGGAUGAAAAAGCAUUGAUUCAACUACAGAUAUUUGAACAACGAACGACGCCUCUUGGUGUUAUUAGCAACUGGCUGCCAGACAAACGUCUUCCUGCCUGUACAUUGAGAACUGCAUUCGAGCGUUAUUUCGACAUUACAACUUGUCCUACUCCACAACUAUUGAAAAUAUUUGCCGAUUGCGCUGCAGAUGACAAAGAGAAAGCAAGACUGCUAGAGCUUUCAGAGGGAAAGUCCGAAUACGAAGAAUGGAAGUUUCAUUUUCUUCCAAACUUGGCAGAAGUAUUAGCGGAAUUUCCUUCGGUGCGAGUAGAAGCAUCUCUUCUCUUGAGUCAACUCAGUCCUUUGCAAUGUAGAUAUUAUUCAAUAAGUAGUUCUACUGAUGUAUAUCCAAACGAAGUUCAUUGCACAGUUGCUAUUGUUAGCUACAAUACCCAAGGGGGAUCGGGAACAAAACGUCACGGUGUAUGUUCGUCUUAUUUGAAUAGAAUGGAACUUGGAUCGGAUAUUUGCUGCUUUAUAAGGCCAGCCACAAGCUUCCAUCUUCCGAAAAAUUCUUCUGCCCCAUGUUUAUUGAUUGGUCCGGGAACAGGAAUCGCUCCAUUCAGAAGUUUCUGGCAACAAAGGAUGUACGACAUUAAACAAGGAAAACAAGUCGGAGAAGUUGCUUUACUUUUCGGUUGUCGUCACCCAGAUCGAGAUCAUUUAUAUAAGGAUGAAAUACAGGAGGCUAAGAAUUGUGGAGCUAUCACUGAAUACCAUACGGCUUUUUCGAGACUUCCGGGACAACCUAAACAAUAUGUUCAGCAUGUUUUGAAAGAACAAUUAGCUGAUCUAGCAUACGACUGGCUUUUAAAGAACAGCGGACACGUCUACAUAUGUGGUGACGUCACAAUGGCUGAUGACGUCAACAAUGCACUAAUGGAAGUUUUGGAAAAGAAAGCAAACAUUAGCAAAAAGGAAGCUAGAGAACAUGUGACUAAAAUGAAGGAGCAAGGUUUAUAUCAUGAGGAUAUUUUUGGCGUCACCUUGAGGACGUACGAAGUAAACAAGAGCGUGCGUCAGCGUCACGUCACUUCGAAAAAGAAAUAAAAGCAUGGGAUUGUAUCUUCACGAGGAUGUUUUCGGAUACACUCGUUACACUCCCAAAUCCAGAGUGAUUUUGAAGGCUCAACCAUGGUGAGGGCAACGACGAAUACAUCAUAACAACAUUGGAGGUUUAUUAUGCAGUAUCAUUCGCUCUGCCCAUUCGUCAACUUUUGAUUUUCUAAGAACUUGAAUAUAUAUCGUCAAUUAACUCCAGUUGAUCAAUGCCACAUAUUUUACGCUGUGUACAGACUUUUCUUUCUCUAUUUUCUUUAUUAGAAAUUAAUAUUAUUAUAUAUAGUUGACAUUCGUUGCAUUUUUUGAUCAUCGACUCACUGCAUCUGCUUUUUAGAAUCUUAAAACCACUCCGCCCACCUACAGAAAACCACUGACUCCGUUCCAAGUGUGAUCCCUUUGUUUCGACUUAUUCCUGGGAUAGAGAUGUCGGUACAUAAUGGGCUAGAGUGGUCAGUUGAUUUAAUAUAAUAUGUAAAUGAGCAAUGCCGGUGACUUUGUGUGUUAUAUUUAUUUUAUGUAAUACUAAAAAAUAUUAUUUUAUUUAUGGAAACAGUUUAGUAUAGUUCUAAAUUGUAAGUUUACAUAUAGCACGAUAUGUGUACCAUUCUCAACUUUAAAUAUUGUGUAUAAAAGUGUUUUCACAUUGAAUAGUGAGGAAUUGCAGUAGUAUAUCUACGUAAUUAUGAUGGGAACAUUCUCUAAUAUUCACAGUUAUAAAUCUUUUCACUGCGUGAUUUAUGAAACUGUAUCGUAUCAAAACAUAGUACAAAUUUGGUUUAAGUCAAUUCCAUGAUGCUCAACUGUUUUGAAGUUGGAUAAUUAACCUAUUUUUUGCGCCCUAUCCAUUGUUGAUAUUUCUAUCAAAUUAAUCUGAUUUUCGUAAUUGCUAGUCCGAAUUUCUAAAUCGUAUAAUUGCUUUGAUGACUUCCCUUUUGAUGCAGUCGUAUGAAGCGUGAUGUUUCUGAUUUUGCACAGCCCUAUUUUGAAUGGGAUCUGUUCAUGCCACUUACAUGUUUACUUUAACUUACAAUUCUUCAUUACUAAAAGCUGCUUUCUAUUUUAUGAGGCCAGAAUCCGUAUUGUUCAAUAAAAGUACAGUUAAAGCCA
Styela clava is the source of this 5508-nucleotide messenger RNA. Its product is annotated as nitric oxide synthase 1-like. Lineage: Eukaryota; Metazoa; Chordata; Ascidiacea; Stolidobranchia; Styelidae. Gene Ontology annotation, biological process: nitric oxide biosynthetic process. Gene Ontology annotation, molecular function: calmodulin binding; NADP binding; nitric-oxide synthase activity. The record is from RefSeq and is a predicted model, not a curated record.